AUGUUCGUCGUCACCAAUGCCCAAACUAUCGACCUUGGAACUGCGGCGGGCUUUGCGGUCCUGGGUGCAUCAACCGUGACAAAUUCUGACCCAUCUGUCCUCAAUGGCGACCUAGGGGUUUUCCCUGGUACCGCCAUCACUGGCUUCCCACCAGGAGUUGUCAAUGGCGCGACAUACACCGGAGGGGUUGCCCAGAUAGCCCAGGACGAUGCACUUACCGCGUAUAAUGUGGCCGCAGGCGUUGCGUAUUCGGCAGGAAACGACCUAACUGGCCAGGAUCUCGGCGGGAAAACCCUUGUCCCUGGCGUCUACCACUAUGACAGUUCAGCCGGCCUCACCGGCGCCUUGACCCUCGAUGGCAAUGGCGACCCCAACAGCGUUUUCGUCUUCCAGAUCGGGUCCACUCUUAUCACUGGCACAAAUGCCGUCGUGGCUUUGACUAAUGGCGCUCAGGCAUGCAACGUCUUCUGGCAGGUUGGAAGUUCGGCCACUAUAGACACUGCCACUCUGCGCCAAUCCAAUCAAUCCAACCGCCACGACGACGACAUCAACCACGACUCUCGCAACUACCACAUCCACAUCAUUAGCUACCACCACAACGGCCGUGGAAACUACUACGACGACAACUGCUUUGGCUACCACCACGACGACGGCGUUGGAGACUACGACGACGACAACUGCCUUAGCUACUACUACAGCGGCCGUGGAGACUACGACGACAACAACUGCCUUAGCUACUACUACAGCGGCCGUGGAGACUACGACGACAACAACUGCCUUAGCCACUACUACAACGGCCGUGGAGACUACGGCGACGACAACUGCCUUAGCCACCACCACGACGGCCGUGGAGACCACGACGACGACAACUGCCUUAGCCACCACUACGACGGCCUUGGAGACCACGACGACGACAACUGCCUUAGCCACCACCACCACAGCAUUGGAAACCACUACAACUCUCCUGACUACGACAACAACGGCCUUGGAAACUACGACGACCCUAUUAACUACUACCACAACCUCUUUGGCUACAACGACGACGUUCUUAACUACUACUACAGUUGCCACUACGACGACCGCCUUUACAGCCUCAUCUUCUACGACAUCUUCUACGACCUCUUCUACGACCUCUUCUAUAUCUUUCACAACCUCCUCUACAACCUCGUCUUUAACCUCUUCCUCUACGACGUCUUCUACAUCCGCCACUUUCACGACCUCUGCCUCUACGGCCUCCACGACUGCCUCUACGUCGGUCACUUCUACAAUCGGUUCUUCUACAACUUCCUCCACGACUUCCUCUACGACCUCUUCUUCUACAACGGCCACUACCACGACUUCAUCUUCACAUACUACGGCCGCAUCAACUACUUCGUAUGGUACGAUCUUUUCCACGGCAUCGAUUUCAACCACAGAAACUUACGUCACUUAUACUUGGGGAGAGUGGACCUGGAGCCAAACAUAUAA
Capronia epimyces CBS 606.96 is the source of this 1467-nucleotide messenger RNA. RefSeq lists its product as uncharacterized. The record is from RefSeq and is a predicted model, not a curated record. The transcript is spliced from 2 exons. Lineage: Eukaryota; Fungi; Ascomycota; Eurotiomycetes; Chaetothyriales; Herpotrichiellaceae. The coding region runs from base 1 to 1467 and encodes 488 amino acids.